Messenger RNA from Echinostoma caproni, 1326 nucleotides. NCBI's taxonomy places the organism in Eukaryota, Metazoa, Platyhelminthes, Trematoda, Plagiorchiida, Echinostomatidae. The record is from the annotation of a GenBank genome assembly.
AUGCUUCGUCGUUCCCGAUCGGCCCGUUCGGCCGGGAGCACACAAUCUCACGUGGACUUUGUGGACCAAGUUAAUCGGGUUUUGUGUGCAGGCAGUGGUGUUGAGGAUGAUAAGGAUGAGCUGGAGGAGGAAUUAGCUAAUUUGGUGGGGGAACCCGUUCCGAAAGAGAACUCAGACCCGAAGACUCAAGAUGAAGAACUGGCCGAAGAGCUUGAAGCCAUUUUACAAGCAUAUGCACCGGAUACCAAUCCCGAAAAAUCAGAAACAAACCGUUCUUCUGGUUCGCAUAUACGGAAACCCAUGCUGGCCGAAUCUUCCACCAGCGGGACUAGCGAACAGGAAGUCGAGAAACGAUGUGUGUCAGAUGCGGUCCAAGUCGAUUUGACCCCAUAUACAGAUAAGGCGGGCGUCAAUAUGACCACAACUGAGCAACAGAGUCUUGUUCGAGCCGCUCGGGUGAAACGCGUGAUCGAUAUGCUGGACCAGCGUCGUCAAGAAUUGCUAGGUGAAAUGGAGCUAGCCAAACGCCACAUGAUCGGGGCGCAAAACGUGACGACCAUCAUCAAAGCAGUCGAAGCCGGACAGCCGGUCGAUCUAACUCAAUUGCCAUCCAAACCCAGUCUGAACACAGUUUUCAACGGACCGAUUUUGGGUGGAAUAGCAUGUGAACCACCAGCUUUGGUUCGAUUAGAUUUGGAAAACGCUGCCGAUUCCACGGAACAAGAAAAAAUACUUGUCAGCAUGUUAAAAUCCCAAGUGAGUGAAGCCAUGCAACUGGCCCAAGAACAGACACGAAUGAAAUCGCCCCGAACAGCCGAGGAGUUGACUGAUAUAGCCAACGGUUCACAGUCGACCGUCUCCAUGCUCAGCGUCCAACACAAACGUCCGGUGUCCUUGAUUCCCCAAUUCCGUAAGGCUACACUGCCAAUCAUCAAUAAAAAUGGGGACAUGAAAGAAGGAGUGGUGGAAAUCACAGUUUGUUGGGGUGUGAAGGCCAACUCGUUGACCACAUCUGACGCGUUUCAACUUCCGGCCAGUCAAAUGCAAAUCCUGUUCCCUUAUCCAUCCGAGAAUGACGGACAGAGUCAUUUUAGCACGAAAGCCCCAUUCAGCAAUCGUUACUCUCGCGGUCGAGUCGCACAGGAGCUUCGUAUUAAUACAGUGAACUGGUUUGUUAGACGCUUGGCUUCCAUUCGCCUGAAUCCGCACGAGGAAAUGGCUAUCUUUGAGGGACCUACCAUGGUGAGAUUAUACACUUCUUCCGGAUAUUACCACGUGGAUCAAUUAUCGUUUGCUGAGGAACAAUUGCACCAGGCUGGUUCGUGA